Sipha flava (yellow sugarcane aphid) is the source of this 716-nucleotide messenger RNA. RefSeq names its product U3 small nucleolar ribonucleoprotein protein IMP3. Lineage: Eukaryota; Metazoa; Arthropoda; Insecta; Hemiptera; Aphididae. The transcript is spliced from 4 exons. Gene Ontology annotation, biological process: rRNA processing. Gene Ontology annotation, cellular component: Mpp10 complex; small ribosomal subunit; small-subunit processome. The record is from RefSeq and is a predicted model, not a curated record. The coding region runs from base 153 to 701 and encodes 182 amino acids. Gene Ontology annotation, molecular function: snoRNA binding; rRNA binding; structural constituent of ribosome.
UCUUGGUGACUGAUAAUCAAUAUCUCAUAUCUCCUCAUAUCUUUUAUGUUAUCAGUCACGUUUUUACUUACACUGGUGUGCUUAAUAGUCAAUACUUAAAUUUAAAUUUUGUUUGUUGAUCAUUAUUAUUGAAUUACCGUAAUUGCUUCAAAAUGGUUAGGAAAUUAAAAUUUCACGAGCAAAAAUUGCUGAAGAAAGUCGAUUUCAUAUCAUGGGAGCUAGACAACAAUUUACAUGAACUAAAAAUUAUGAAAAAGUACAUGAUUCAAAAACGAGAACAUUAUACACUAUACAAUAAAUUAUCUAGAGAAAUACGUACAGUAGCAGAAAAGAUAAAAUCUCUAGAUCCUAAAGAUCCAUUCAGAAAUGAACGUGGUGCUCAGUUGUUAGAAAAAUUAUACAUGAUGGGAUUAAUAACAACAAAGAGGAACUUUGAACUUUGUUCCAAAGUAACAGCAUCUUGUUUCUGUAGACGUCGAUUACCUGUUAUAAUGGUUCGAUCUAAAAUGGUCCAAACACUCAAAUCUGCAACUACUUAUAUUGAACAAGGACAUGUUCGAGUUGGCCCACAACUAAUUAAGGAUCCAGCAUUCUUAGUAUCAAGACCUUUAGAAGAUUUUGUGACAUGGGUAGAUAAUUCUGCUAUUAAGAAGCACGUUCUUGAAUACAACGACCUAAGAGAUGAUUUUGAGAUAAUGUAAUAUAUUAGUUUAUAA